CUAAAGCCCAAUAGUUUUGAGCUUAAUUGCACAUUUCGGUAAGCAGAUCAUCCGGAUCCACCGGGUGAGAGCUUCCAUUUCUGAAGCCCAAAUAUGGCUACUUCAGUCUCCAGAACCAUCUUUCUCCUUCGUUCAAUCACUCAUCACCAUAGAGCCCCCUAUCUAUCUCCACUAUCCCAAUCUCGAAUCCCUGGUUUGUUUGCCCACAAACCCAAGGUUCAGAUUAACCGCACGUUCGCAUAUUCUUCGAUGGAUUCCGGGUCGAAAGAAUCUCCUUCCAAUAAUCCGGGCCUUCAGGCUACCCCUGAUGAUGCCACCAAAGGUUACCUCUUGCAGCAAACUAUGUUCAGGAUUAAGGACCCGAAAGUCAGUCUUGAGUUCUACUCCAAAGUAUUGGGCAUGUCAUUGUUGAAGAGAUUGGAUUUUCCAGAGAUGAAAUUUAGCCUAUAUUUCAUGGGAUAUGAGGACACAUCAUCAGCUCCCACGGAUCCAGCUGAUCGUGUUGCUUGGACUUUUGGUCAAAAAGCUACUCUAGAGCUUACACAUAAUUGGGGUACUGAGAGCGAUCCAAAUUUCAAGGGUUACCACAAUGGAAAUACAGAGCCUCGUGGAUUUGGACACAUAGGUAUUACUGUUAAUGACGUAUACAAGGCUUGUGAGAGAUUUGAAAAACUGGGUGUGGAAUUUGUAAAGAGACCCACUGAUGGGAAAAUGAAGAGUAUAGCAUUCAUCAAAGAUCCUGAUGGGUAUUGGAUAGAGAUCUUUGAUACUAUUUUUAUCAAGGAGGCUACUUCUGAUGCUGCUUGAUUCGCCACCUUUUCCAUUUCAGACAACCAAUCUUCAUUCAUUAGUUUGUUUGUUUUAUGCGAUGACAUUCAUUAGUUCGUUGAUUGGCGGCGCUUCCGUAAAACUUGGUUUUAAUGCACUUUAGUUAUAUUUCAAUGUUGGAUGUAUGAAAUUGCAUAUGCCCAAUCUCGCCCACAAUCUAGACAGGCUGGUGCCCCGUUUGGUUUCAAUAAGAGUCUUUUGACUUUUUUAGCUGAACCUGUAGAUUUUGCCUAAUCCUCAUUUCAAAUUGUUCAAUGGGUUCACCCAAUCGCCCUUAU
Messenger RNA from Cuscuta europaea, 1106 nucleotides. The record is from the annotation of a GenBank genome assembly. NCBI's taxonomy places the organism in Eukaryota, Viridiplantae, Streptophyta, Magnoliopsida, Solanales, Convolvulaceae.